UGUGGCUGUGACAUGAGAGAUUCACAGUCAUAACACUACAGAUCUGAGAAUAAUUUAGUUUGAAUGCGCUCCAAAGCCCCACGACAUGUUUGAGUCUGAUUUUAGGUGCAGCUUUCCCUUUUAGCUCUCUCCAGGGCAGGUCAGCAGGCUGGUGGGGCGGGGCUUAGCGCAAUGUGCAUGAGCUAGUAAAGAAUACAAAUGAAGUUUCUUUUGAAAACACGAUGAAAGAAAGCUUUUACGCACGGAGCUCUCAGUGCGGACGCGCGUUUUGGACACAUUUCUGCGCGGACGAGUCUGCGUUUCCUUAUUUUCCAGAGGCUGAGCUCAUCGGCUAGCUCAACAGUACAACCAUGGAGGAUGAAGAAGAUGUUAUUGAGCCUCUUGCUCAUGCUACAUCUGCCCAAAAGGUCAGCAGAAGACGCUUCUCACAUGACCUUCAUGUACUCAGUCCAGAUCAGAUUGAUGGCCUCAUGUCCAGUAGUGAUGGGCGUCCUUUCCUUGUGGUUCAUCAUCUACCAGAAAUCAAAGAAAAAGGCGUUCCCUACUUGAUUCCUGGGGUUCCUAUAACGUGUCAUGUGGACAAUACAGAGAAAUACACUACAAGAUCCAAGGUUCAUGUAGGGACUCUGUACACUGUGCGUCUAACCCAUGGGCCUUUCCACUGGACGGUGAAGCGGAAGUACAAGCAUUUUCAGGAGCUGCAUCGAGACUUGUACAAGCACAAAAUGAUGCUUCACUUUAUGCCUUUGGGAAAAUUUGCAAAGGAGAGACACAUGCUUAGAAACAUGUCAGAGGAAAUGCCUAGUCUGCAUGGGACUGAACGCACAAGGAGAACAUCGAGCAAAAUGAAAUAUUUGGAAGAAUACCUGAAUGGUUUGUUGGAAAAUAGAUUUUGUAGGAAUGACCACAGCAUGUUGGAAUUUCUCUCAGUGGGUGCCCUUUCCUUCAUCACUGAUCUUGGACCAAAGGGGCUAGAAGGGCCUAUCGUGAAGAGGUCAGGGGGUCAUCGUAUCCAAGGCCUGAACUGUAUCGGCCAUCAUCAGAUUUGUUUCCGCUGGUCGCGCCGCUGGCUCGUGGUAAAGGACUCUUUCCUGUUGUACAUGAACAGGGACAAUGGCAGUAUAAACUUUGUGCUGCUCUUUGACCCUGAGUUUAAAGUGAAAGUGGGCCGUGCCCACACAGACACUACAUAUGGAGUGUGCUUUGAGAACUUUGCUCGGAGCUUAAUUAUUAAGUGCAGCAGCUACAGACAGACUCACUGGUGGAGCCAUGAAAUCAACCGUCUGGCAGAGUCAUGUGACUAUGUCAAGCCACAACGCUUUGAAAGUUUCGCACCGCCGCGAGAAAACACAUUCACCAAAUGGUAUGUGAAUGGAAAAGGAUACUUCUCAGACUUGGCUGAUGCACUUGAACAAGCCAAGGAGGAAAUAUACAUUACAGACUGGUGGCUCAGUCCUGAAAUCUACCUUAAGAGGCCUGCAACUGAUAACUACUGGCGAUUGGAUGAGAUUCUCAGACGCAAAGCAGAACAAGGAGUCAAAAUUUGUGUCCUGCUUUACAAAGAGGUGGAGCUUGCACUUGGCAUCAACAGUGAGCACAGCAAGAGAGUCCUCAUGGACAUGCAUCCCAACAUCAAGGUGAUGCGUCAUCCAGACCAUGUCUCCUCUGUGGUGUUCCUCUGGGCUCAUCAUGAGAAAAUGGUGGCUAUUGACCAAGCAGUGGCUUUUGUUGGAGGCAUCGACCUGGCCUUUGGGCGGUGGGACGACAGUCACUACAGACUCACUGAUCUUGGGUUAGCAGAGAAUUCCGAGAAAACUGAUGUUGAUGGGCCUCCGUCUAAACCGGUUCAGGCAGCAGAAAUUAACUGUGAGGAUCUUACUGGUAACACUAAACUGUGGCUUGGCAAAGACUAUAGCAACUUUGUCAAAAAAGAUUGGGUCCAACUGGAUAAACCGUUUGAAGAUAAUAUUGAUCGCACACAAAUUCCUCGCAUGCCAUGGCGUGAUCUUGCAGCAAAUUUUCAUGGAAAAGCUGCCAGAGAUCUAGCACGUCAUUUCAUCCAACGCUGGAACUUCACAAAGAUUUUCAAGAGCAAAUACAAGGAUGACUUUUACCCAUACCUUCUUCCAAAGUCCCAGUGCACUGCUGGUGAUCUACCAUUUACCGUACCUGGGGCCAGCAAAGCCAGAGUGCAGGUCUUGAGGUCAGCAGAUCGAUGGUCUACAGGAACCUGUGAAAACUCAAUCCUGAAUGCUUAUCUUCAAACCAUCGAGAAGAGUGAGCACUACAUCUACAUUGAGAACCAGUUUUUUAUUAGCUGCUCAGAUGGAAAGACAGUAUACAAUGGGAUUGGAGAUGCAAUAGUGAACAGGAUCUUGCGUGCACACAAGGAGCAGAAAAAGUACAGAGUUUAUAUUGUGAUUCCUUUGCUUCCUGGCUUUGAGGGAGAUGUCACAUCAGGAGAGGCAAAUGCCAUCAAUGCCAUCCUGCACUUCACUUACAGGACACUUUGUCGUGGCAGUCAGUCAAUCCUUUCAAGGCUUGGAGAAAUAGACCAGUGGACUGAGUACAUCACAGUGUGUGGCCUGAGGACCCAUGCCCAGCUCUCCCAGUCUCUAGUGACGGAGUUUAUUUAUGUGCACAGCAAGGCCCUCAUCGCUGAUGACCGCUGCUAUAUAAUCGGCUCAGCUAAUAUCAAUGACCGCAGCAUGCUGGGAAGUAGAGAUAGUGAACUGGCUGUGUUUGUGGAAGAUGAAGAGAGAGUGCCAUCUGUGAUGGAUGGACAGGAGUACGAGGCCGGACCUGUCACACUGGCUCUGCGCAAAGAGUGCUUCAGUGUUCUUGUGGGAGCUGUGUCAGACCCAAGCAUCAACAUUGACGAUCCCAUCAGUGAUGACUUUUUCUUUUUGGUCUGGAAUCAAGCUGCUAGGCAAAAUGACAUUAUUUAUGACAGGGUGUUUAAAUGCUUGCCCUGUGACAAAGCACACACCAUGCGUGAGCUGAAAGAUUACGCGUGUGUGGGUCGUUUGUGUGACACUGACCCAGAGCAAGCCGCUGAGGAGCUCAAAGCCAUUCGAGGACUUCUGGUGCACUUCCCUCUGAAGUAUCUGAAAGCAGAGAACCUUCUGCCUCCACUGGGCACUAAAGAAGGCAUGGCUCCUGUGGGACUCUGGACAUAAUUGUACCAAAAUAUGGCUGGAGGGCUUGUCCAAUUUUAAAUCCAGUGAAGUCACUUCUGAUGAACUACUUAUUUACAGUGCUUUUUCACUAAUUAGGUUUAGGUUCACCCUCUAACUUGCAAACGUUUUUAUGGACUGUUAUAUUUUAUAUGAACUGUAUUUAACACUUACUAACCGGGUUCUUCAGUGUGACAAGAGUCGUUUCAUAACAUCUACAGAGCAAUGUCAUCGUGAGUACAGACAGCACAGAGGCCACACAUACAAGGACGUGUGAGUCAGAGGUGGACUGCAGGACUGUAUAGAAAGUUGUGCUUCUCAUGGCCAAGGAACAUGGUGUACAGUUAUUGGUGCAAGGUUUUUUGGUGGGUGGCUGUGUCUCUGUCUUCCUUUCUCUCUUUCUCUCGCUCCCUCCGAGGUUUCACCUCUCGCUGCAGUGCCAGCAAAUCUGUCAGAACAUUUGUGGUUGUUAUGGUGACGGAUAUAAAGAGAUGACUAGAUUGUAGCUGAAAUAAAAGCCUAGAGUGUGCCUAAA
Periophthalmus magnuspinnatus is the source of this 3711-nucleotide messenger RNA. It is a transcript of the gene pld2, whose product is annotated as phospholipase D2. NCBI's taxonomy places the organism in Eukaryota, Metazoa, Chordata, Actinopteri, Gobiiformes, Gobiidae. Gene Ontology annotation, molecular function: D-type glycerophospholipase activity; phosphatidylinositol binding. Gene Ontology annotation, biological process: intracellular signal transduction; cell motility; phosphatidic acid biosynthetic process. Bases 351 to 3179 code for a protein of 942 amino acids. The record is from RefSeq and is a predicted model, not a curated record. The transcript is spliced from 24 exons.